GUUGGCUUAUUUUUACUGGGUUCUUGUCGCGUGGCGGCAUUUUGGCAUCAAGCUUGACACCCACACAUCAUCACAUUUGCUUUGAAUUUGGAACUGCAACUCUCCGAAGCUGCUAGAAGCCAAACUCGUUUUGAGGUACCAGCGGUAAACUUCUAAAGAAAGGUAAGGCCUCACCUCAAUAGAGUUCAAACGCUGCGAAGAAAAAAACCAAGAGGACAGGAGGAUCAAGGAUGGAAAUGCGCCGCAGAGUCUCGAAACUAGCCGAUUGUUAGCGCAACGGGACGAUAGUUUGUUGGGACUUUGGGAGAGCCAAUCAUUUACCACCGCUUUAAUUUUUGCCUCUUUCUUUUCCGCACGGGUUCACCACAAUCAUCCUUUCAAAGUUCCAACAUCGAACACAGUCAUUCUCAACCUGCAGCCAGCAAAUCAUCAACCAUGGGCUCUUUCCAAUCCAAAACUUCUGGACCACAAAUCCAUUCUCCUCGCCACUCUUCCAUUGGUGGCCGUCUUCACAUUGAUUCUCCAGGAAUCAACAGCAACCGAUCCUUGCGUUCUCGCAACAGCUUUGCCAGCCCUGGCUCCAACCGGGCUUCCAGCACCGGACGGUUGCCCGUAGGAGAAACGACUCCUCUAGUAGCCAAAGCAGAAAAUGUUGUGGCAGUACAACAUGGCAGUCCCCCCUUGAUGGUUUGGAUUGGACCUGCCUUGGUAUGUGCUCUUGCAUAUGCCUUGUACAAUAUCUUUAUCAAAAAGGGUUCUGCAUCCAUCAAUCCCAUUUUGGGAGGCGUUAUUCUCCAGUUUGUUGCUGCAAUUCUUGGCUGUGUCCUCUUGGGAGGUGUUAUCUUAUACAAUACUCAACUUGCUCAGGGUGGAGCUGAAGGCGAUGAUGAGGAGGAUUUUUUAGAGUGGGAUUGGACUGGUGUGAAAUGGGCCAUCCUGGCAGGAUUUGCUGUGGGUGCUGCAGAAAUGAUUUCCUUUUGUGUGAGUGGUAUGGGUGUCCAGGCAAUGCAAUCUAUUCCAAUUAUCAUUGGUGGCAGUGUCAUGUUUGGAACUGUUUUGGGACACCUGGCGUUGGGAGAGACACUGACGCCUCGAGGGUGGAGUGGAGUUCUCCUGAUUGCUAUAGGAAUCAGCUUUGUUGGAAUGGACGAUGAAGGCGAAGGUGUUUAAAAGGUCUCCAAUCAUUUUCUGCUGUGAUUUGAGGCGCAGAGAACCAGAUGGGCCUCUUCCGUGAAGGACGGAGAUAUCUCGCACUCUUUUUCGAGUCGAUGGUGUACUACAUGGACUGUAUGGUCACUUUGAACCCAGCCAAAAUUCAAUUCUCAUCCCAUGCCGUCGGAGAUACAAGUCACAGUGAUGCGUUUCAGCAGUAAAAAAAUGACAGGUUGCAUCCAUUUACACCCAGCUAGCUAGUACCGGCAGGUUGUAUGAAAAAUUAUUUUUUUAAAUUGUUUGGUC
This is a messenger RNA of Seminavis robusta, 1458 nucleotides long. The record is from the annotation of a GenBank genome assembly. Lineage: Eukaryota; Bacillariophyta; Bacillariophyceae; Naviculales; Naviculaceae.